CAGAGCUGACUUAAAGAAAAAAGUUGGCAUUUUUUAAAAGCAAUGGAGGAAAUCAAUGACGAUGUUGAAACUGUAAAACCCCUAACCCCAAGAUCAGCAAUACAAGAAGGUCCCAGGAGAUUUCCCCGAGCGUCUGUUCUCGGUUUUGGGCUGCUGAGUGUUUUCCUGCUGGCUGUCUUCAUCGGACUCACAGUCUACUGCCAUUACUCAGAUGGUGUUGCAGCUGCAGAUCUCUCCACUGUCAAAGCAGACCUGUCCUCAGUGACUGAAGAGAGAGACAGACUGAAGGCCAACCUCACCGAAAAGACCAGAGAGGUGGACAGGCUUCAGAGUUUGAUGGGCAAGGGCCAUUACUCAGAUGGUGUUGCAGCUGCAGAUCUCUCCACUGUCAAAGCAGACCUGUCCUCAGUGACUGAAGAGAGAGACAGACUGAAGGCCAACCUCACCGAAAAGACCAGAGAGGUGGACAGGCUCCAGUGUUUGAUGGGCAAGGAGAAAACGUGUCCAGAAGGAUGGAGGAAGUUCGGUUGUUCCUGUUAUCUCUUCCUCUCCACUGAGAAAGCUUCUUGGGAACAAAGCAGACAAGACUGCAGAGCCAGAGGAGCACAUCUGGUGAUCGUAGACAGUGAGGAAGAACAGGAAUUCAUCUCUAGCAAGAUCAAGGGAGACACUUGGAUUGGUUUGAGUGACAGAGAAGAGGAGGGGACCUGGAAAUGGGUGGAUGGAUCUCCACUGAAUCUGACGUUUUGGGUCAAAGGAGAGCCUAGUAAUGGAGGAGUGGGUGAAGAGGACUGUGCAGUCAUCAAACCUGACACCAAAAGGUGGAACGACCAGCCCUGUAAAGAACAUAUAUAUUGUAUCUGUGAGAAAUAAGCUUAACAUUGGUGUCUGUUUGGAUACCAAACAUGCAAUCAUGCUUUUACAAUUUAUUUUAAAUUGAGUUAUUUAAAACUAUUCAAAAUGCCUCAUUUCAUGAAUAAGAAUUACGUUUCAUGACUCGAUAAAUCACAAUUUUUUUUUUCUGAUAAUAUAUAUCAGCAAUAAAUAAAUAGUAAUUUAAUUUGUUUUUGCCAACUUUUAUUUGCCUCAAUUAAAUUAGUAUUUGUAUUAAUCCUUUUACAUAUCAACAUAAAAACAGCUUAUUAAAAACAUCUGCUGAUAAGCCCACAGUUCCUGAAAGUUAUAAUAUUGAAGGUGCCUUAUUGAGCAGAAUAUGAUAAAAAAUAAGAAGAAUAAAAACUGUCAAACAUUAUUGAAUAAUUCAGAAAUAUACAACAAUACUCUAGUCUCAGCAUUGGUCUAACUUGUUCAAAUGUGUAAAAUAGCCUGUGUGUUAUACAGUAUGUUUCCUAACAAUGACCUCUUGUGGCCAUGUGACUACAAAUCUAUUGCAGGUAUUUAACAUGCAUAGGUACCAGCCACUUUGUACAUACUGUAAGAACUAGUGCUGUCAAUUAAUACAAAAAUGUAUGUAUGUUUAUCACAAUAAUACUCUGGGACUUUAACUGCAGGAUUUGCUCAUGUUUCAUUUAAAAAAGUAAACUGCCUUUUAUUUUAAGUUAAUUACAGAACUUUAGUAAAUGGGCAAAUUAGAUAUAGUUAGAUCAGGAAAUGGCAACUUUCUUUGAGCAUGCAUACAAAGAUAAAAACUGUAAAAAGAUAUUGUGGGUGUCUUACAUGUUCUCUGACAAGAUAAAGCUCUUCCACUUCAACAAACUGCUGUUAUCAGAUAAAAAGCAGCUUUACCACUUCACCUUUUUUUCUCAAAGUGAACAACUCCUCCCUGAAAGUUGUCUUUGAAAUGAUGUGCACUUUUUAUAUUUAUGAUCAGCGGCAGACAGAGUACUUCAGAGGAAAGACAUUUGUGUUUAUCAGCAUUUAAAAUUAAGAUCCCUGCUUUCACAACAAUGUCAUGCUAUUCUCUUUGUAUUAACCAGUAAAACAGAUCUAUACAGGAUCAAUACAUUUAGAAUAUUAUUCAUCUGUAUGGCUUUGUAAGAUUAUAUGUCUCUAUUUAACACAAUGGACUUGAUUAUCUCACUUGUUUCAGUCU
Molecule: messenger RNA, 2053 nt
Organism: Trematomus bernacchii (emerald rockcod)
Lineage: Eukaryota; Metazoa; Chordata; Actinopteri; Perciformes; Nototheniidae
Product: CD209 antigen-like protein C
Exons: 7
Coding region: 43-873 (276 amino acids)
Molecular function (GO): signaling receptor activity
Source: RefSeq, a predicted model, not a curated record